CAGGACUUUAGUUUUUGGGACCAUCGAUGCUGUGACUUUCGGCGAGUGGGCUGCCAUUAAUAACAAGACAUUACAGGUUUAACAGUAUUACACGUAUUUUAAAUUCGCAGUUCUAGUUGUUUUCGCCGCGUUGGCUCUUAAGAAGACAGAAGUCCGGACCUUCUGUAUACAAACAAAAACGAGUCGCUGUUUUUAAGGUGGCACGUCAAAAACAGCUGCGAGAGCCAGACUCGUCUCGUCCGACUGUCAUUUUUUGUCAAGUUAGCUGACUUCGUUUUCGGCCGCACAGUCAAGCCCAAAGAUGGAAGUAGUCGUGCAGCUUUGUUAGGAGUUAAAACUCCCGACAGUGUCCGUGUGACCAUGAGAGAAGAGGAAUGGUUGCUGUUGUUGAGCCAGCAGCAUCCAUGCAUCUGCCUGCAGCGCACCGAGGAGAGGGGACCUGCUAGCGGGGAGGCUGACCCCAGGGGGCUCCUGUCCUGCUCCUAGUGCAGGAAAAACACCACUUUCGACAUGGAGACCGUGGGGAAAUUUGAGUUUAGUCGCAAGGACCUGAUAGGACAUGGAGCUUUUGCUGUCGUCUACAAAGGCAGACAUCGAGAGAAACAUGACUGGGAGGUGGCAGUGAAAUGUAUUAACAAGAAGAACUUGGCCAAAUCUCAGACACUAUUGGGGAAAGAGAUCAAAAUACUGAAGGAACUCAAACAUGACAACAUUGUUGCAUUACUGGACUUUCAGGAAACUGCCAGCUCAGUGUACCUGGUGAUGGAGUACUGCAAUGGCGGCGAUCUCGCUGACUACUUACACUCCAAAGGCACGCUGAGCGAGGACACUAUUCGGGUUUUUCUGCAGCAGAUUGCAGGCGCCAUGAGGAUUCUGCAGACCAAAGGAAUAAUCCACCGGGACCUCAAACCCCAGAACAUCCUGCUCUCUUACCCAGCAGGGCGCAAGUCUCACUCCAACAACACCUGCAUCAAGAUCGCUGACUUCGGCUUCGCCCGGUACCUCCAGAACAACAUGAUGGCGGCUACGCUCUGUGGGUCCCCCAUGUACAUGGCUCCUGAAGUAAUCAUGUCCCAAAACUAUGACGCCAAAGCAGACUUGUGGAGUAUAGGAACCAUAGUGUUUCAGUGUUUGACGGGAAAGGCUCCUUUUCAGGCCAGCAGUCCUCAGGACCUCCGACUGUUUUAUGAAAAAAACAAGAAUCUUAGUCCCAACAUCCCCAGAGAGACUUCACAACAUCUGCGGCACCUGCUGCUGGGACUUCUGCAGCGCAACCACAAGGACCGUAUGGACUAUGAUGAGUUCUUUUGUCAUCCUUUCCUGGAGGCCAGCUCAUCCGUCAAAAAGACCACACCGACAGUGACCAUGACCUGUCUGCCAAGCUCUGCAUCAGCCAGUUCUUGUAGCAGCUCCUCCACCUCUCACCUGGCCUCCCCACCGCAGUCUCUUGCUGAGAUUCAGCAAUUGCGUGCCAAAGCGCUGGCUUCACCGACGCAGGAGGCCGCUGGUUUCCUUCUAAAGGACUCAACAGGAGGAGGUGGAAGCAGCAAGAACUCCUCCUCCUGUGACAUGGAUGACUUUGUCAUGGUGCCUGCUCACUUCACCACAGGUGAGCUGACCUGUGAGAGUAAAGUUCUGCAGGACAGCCUGAUGAACAGUGGGUCUCUUUUGGCUUCUGCUGGUCUGUGUAGCCAAGCCAAAACACCACCUCAGUCUCCUUUGUACAGCGGAUCGCCGAGUCCUGUCAGGCCAAGUGACUUUCCAGGAGGUAACUAUGGUAACCACGGUGAGUCACUGCCAAUCCCGGUCCCCACUCAGGUCCAGAACUUCCAGCGCAUGGAGCAGAACUUCUGCUCCACCAAGCAAGAUGGUUCACCAAGGCUGUCAACGAAGAUGCACCGUUGCAGCAGCGGGAGUCUGCCGGGCUUCGGCAGACAAGGACCUUCGCCCCCGUACGUCCAGGUAGCAGUUCCCACCUCCCGCAGGUUCUCCUUGGGAGGAACAAGGAUGUUCCAUCUCUCUCCUCAAGCGGCACCACAACCCGAACCAAGGUCGACCUCUCAGCAGCGUUCCCCGGCGGCAGGCCUCGGCACACGGCUCCACAGUGCCCCCUGUCUAUUGGAGGGUGCGACUGGUGGUGGAAGGCAGAAAAUUAGAAAGCAGCACUCAGACCCCGUGGUUGCCCCUGCGGCUGGGCUGAUGACUGUCCGUCCCCUACACUCUUCUCCCCGGCUAAGUGAGCUGAUGCAACGAAACCCCCUUCCCACUAUUCUGGGCUCACCAUCCAGGACCAUUCCUCCAUUUGAAUUCCCCAAACCCCCCAGCUCUCCCAACCUCCUGACUUUCCUCACAAGGCAGGGUUUGGUCAUUGGGUCGCCUUGCAGCAGGACUGCCCCAGGAGACCUGAAAGACCUCGGACAGCAAGCACCCACGCCAGCCGCCCACACUGCACACUUCAUCCAUAGACUAAAUGACGAUAAAAAGAACUUUGGGAGAUCUCAGAGUGCUGGUCGUCUGUCAGACAUGCUGCUCAAGGCUGCGUUUGGAGCCGGUGGACAAGCGGGAGACCGUGGCAGCAUAGAGAACCUGAACUCUGAAAAAGCCAUAGACAUAACAGGGCCCCCUGGCGGUGGGGGAUGUUUUGCACCUAGUCCCAGCAGCCCAGCACAGGUGGUUUUCACUGUGGGCUCUCCUCCGAGUGGCAGCACCCCACCUCAUACCUCCAGCGAGAGGAAAUACUCAGGCUCCUUCACUUCAGUAAGUCCUGCAUGCUCCUUCUCCAGCCGCAACCCCCAGACCUGCACGUACCUGGAUGGUUUCGAGGCCCCUCCCAGUCCUCGUUACAGUUUCAGUGAUCCUAUCACAGCCAACAUGGGUGUAACCUUUGAGGCUCCUGAGCUUCCCGAGGAGACGCUGAUGGAGCAGGAACAUACAGACACGGUGCAGCGCUUGCGUUUCACAAUGGAUUUUGCCUAUUGUCUGAUGGAGGUGGCGAGUGCCCGCGGUGUUGCAGCAGGAGUGCAAGAGGAUGUGUCUCCUCCCUCCCUCCUACAGCAGCAGAGCCUGGUGGCGGAUCAGAUAAGCUCCCUAAGCCGAGAGUGGAGUCAUGCAGAACAGCUGGUCCUUUAUCUGAAGACUGCAGAACUCCUGUCUUCUGCCUUACACACCGCCAUGGAGCGAGUCAAACAGGGAAAACUCUACCCAUCUGCUACUGUCAAACAAGUUGUGAGAAGAUUGAAUGAUCUGUACAAGUCCAGUGUGGCGUCCUGUCGUAUGCUAAGCAACCGUCUAGAGCACUUCUUCAGCAGGAAGCACCGUCUAAUGGACCGAAUCACUUCCAUCACAGCUGAGCGGCUGCUCUUCAGCCACACUGUGCAGAUGGUUCAGGCUGCUGCACUGGAUGAGAUGUUCCACCAGGGGGAAGCAUCGAUUCUGCGCUAUCACAAAGCCCUCUUGUUGAUGGAAGGCCUUUCUCUGCUGCUCACUGAGCAGGAUGACAUCCUCAGUGUUAGCAAAUGUAAGGAGUGCAUUGAACGCCGCCUCACAACUCUGCAGUCGGGGCUUUGCGUUUGAGCGACCAGACACUAUUUCCUGGACUACGAAUCUGAUCUAAUUAAUUUGCACCGAACACAUCACUAGCUAACCAAAUCUUCACUCCCAUCUCACAGUUUCACAUAGAGACGCUUUCGUUUUCGCAAGAAAACCACAAGACUUAAGGCAACACAGAAACUUGAGGGUUUGUGUUGUGAACAUCUUUCAGUUCAUAUUUUUGGGACUUUUCAAGUGACUUCCACAUAAUUCAACUUUGAGCAAUGUUUGACAUGGAAAGGCACUGAAAAUGCCAAGAAGAUCAUUCCGUACCACACACACACACACACACACACACACACACACACACACACACACACACACACACACACACACACAGGAGCAGUUAUUGCCAAGUAGUCACAUUCCUACACAUUGUGCUUAUCUAUACCUAAACUCAAAGCUUUUUAAGGUCACCAAAUAUUCAUGCUAUGACUGUGUAGGUGGCAACUUUUGGACAGAAUUGAAUCUUUUUCUCAAGAUCCCCAGCUGGAAGAAAGGUGCAGUAUCUGCUGCACGCAUGAUUACAUGCACUAAUAAGGACUGGCAGUGUCCAAAUAUUCUCAUUACAUUUGUGUGUCUUACGCCUCUUGUUUACUUUCAUGGGGGGUUUUUUUUCUGGGUUUUAUCUCAUUGUUUCCUGGUUCGGGAAAGCCUAUAACAUGGCUACAGUCAGCGACCUGAAUGGCGCACAAGAACUGUUACAAAACUCUUGCUCCUAAAAAUAUUCAGUUUCUGUGCUUUUAUGAUGUUGGAUUCACUUUAUGUAAAUAUGUUGGUUUAGAAGGAGGAAAAAAACCCUGUUUGACACUUUACUUGUGUUAUAUUUGCUUAAAAUCAAAAACCAGGUCCUUUUUAUUGGCACCUCGUCACAUGGAAGGGAUUAGUUCAAUUUAAUUAGUGUUGGAAAUCACAGCUUGUUAUUAAAGAAACCGAAAGUGGUUCCAGAAAAAAAUCUAAAAGUCUACUGCGACAUGAAGCGUAUUAAGUAGCUUUUAAUCCAAGAGGGACUCAAAAUUGUCUGCCAGCAUCUUUCAUCACAAUCAUAUUUUUUAAAAGUGCUGCAAUACCCUGUAAUGUAUUCCCCUGGCACGCAGAAGCUUAUUUUCUGGUGUUGCUGGCCGUUUUUCUGUCUUUUCAUGUUUUAUCUGUCAAUCGUGAUGUUUAGCAAGCAUAAUCAAAUAUGAAUGUAGGGCCUUGGGGAGAGAAGCAGCGUUGACAUGAGUCCAAAUGUUAGAUUAUUAACAUUUAGGCUGGAGUCUGAAUGUGUUUGCACUCUUUAAGUACUGUAUAGAAAUAGUAGGACGUGCUCAUCUAGAUUUUGUAGAUGUGCUAAUUUAGAGUUCUGCUUUAUGCGCGUGCAGUUUUAGUUGUGUUGCAAUUACUGUUACAGAGGAGUGCGUUUUUUCGUGAGUGUUUGAGGAGGAGAUGGUAUAAACUAUAAAAUCUAAAGAGGAAUAAUGAAACCUUACAUUGAUAAAGAGUUUAAAAAAGGAAA
This is a messenger RNA of Cololabis saira (Pacific saury), 5086 nucleotides long. RefSeq names its product unc-51 like autophagy activating kinase 1 (gene ulk1b). Gene Ontology annotation, molecular function: ATP binding; protein serine/threonine kinase activity. The record is from RefSeq and is a predicted model, not a curated record. Gene Ontology annotation, biological process: autophagy; axon extension; positive regulation of autophagy. Gene Ontology annotation, cellular component: cytoplasm; autophagosome. The transcript is spliced from 27 exons. Lineage: Eukaryota; Metazoa; Chordata; Actinopteri; Beloniformes; Belonidae. Bases 511 to 3573 code for a protein of 1020 amino acids.